Messenger RNA from Terrapene triunguis (Three-toed box turtle), 1292 nucleotides. RefSeq names its product transmembrane protein 74 (gene TMEM74). The record is from RefSeq and is a predicted model, not a curated record. The coding region runs from base 296 to 1171 and encodes 291 amino acids. Lineage: Eukaryota; Metazoa; Chordata; Testudines; Emydidae. The transcript has 3 exons.
CUACAAGUGCUUCUCUAUUAGACUUUCAUACAGCAGCCUAGGAAAUGCAACAAUCAUCUGUCAAAUGGAUGCAAACAUAAGAGAGAGACUGAAAAGAAAUACAUGUCAGAGGAAAUUCGUUUAAUCAUUUAGCAACUGAAACAAGCCGUAUCCCUAGCAAAAUAUUGGUUAAAGGAUAGAAGAUCGCUUUGAGGCAACAGCUCAUGUACCAUGAUAACGCUUGAUUGUAUUAUUGACAGAGUUUCCUGAAGCAUGGCUUAGAUUAGAAGCCGUGGCUUGCUAGAGAGGAGUUCUGAUGGCUUGUAUGGAGCUUCUGUACCUCACCAAGAAAGGUAGGCGAUCAGAUCUGUGCAACAAUGUGGACUGGAGUUUGCAAGCCCCUCCCUAUGAACAGCAGAGUGAUGGGGAUGAUAUGGGGGCUAGAACAGCAGCUGCGGUGGCAGCUCUCUGCUGCGAUAGGCACUGCAAGUCUACACAAAGGGCAGCCACAGCAGGUCCCACCCAGGCACCCCUUUCCUCCACUCCUACCCCCUCCUUCUCCUGGCAGCAUGCAGCAGCAUCAAGCAGCACCCAGCCCUGCUGCCAGCCAGCUCACUUGGAUGGAGAAGAGGAAGCAGAAAAGAAGAGAGCCUGUUGCUGUGCCCAGGAACUGGAGACAUCGUUUACUUAUAGGGAUGAAAAUGUCAAUCUGGAGCAUACGAGAAACGCCCCUUCUCCUGUGAAGAGUUGCUGCCAGGUUCCCCCUGCCCAGCAUAGCUCCUCUACAGAGAUCGCACCCGAUUGGGCUCAUGAUCCUACCUCCCUGAUCUCUGAGGAAGAUGAUACUGGAUCAGAAGCUGGUUCAGGGAAAUCUAUAGACUAUGGGUUCAUUAGUGCCAUCUUGUUCCUGGUUAGUGGGAUUUUGCUCGUUAUUAUUUCCUAUGUGGUACCCAGAGAUGUGACUGUGGAUCCUAACACUGUAGCAGCCAGGGAGAUGGAGCGACUGGAGAAUGAGAGCGCUAGAAUCGGGGCUCACUUGGAUAGACAACCAGCUUUACUGUCUCACUGCCAUCCUCUACAGACAGAAGAAUUAAUUUUAAAAUCUCUCCUAGGAAUCUCUGUUGGGUUGUUGCUGUUUUUAAUAUGUUUACUGUUUUUAAUCUUGAUAAUCCUUUUAAAAAACUGUCUGUAAUAACCAGUGUUUACCAAACAGGAAAGUAACUGAUUUAAUUUUGUAAAUCUGCAUUUUGAACUGCUAAAGACAAUGUUACAGUUAUUGUGAGCUUUUCAGUAGUGCAUCUGAUGCCUUAUUA